Molecule: messenger RNA, 2344 nt
Organism: Gastrolobium bilobum
Lineage: Eukaryota; Viridiplantae; Streptophyta; Magnoliopsida; Fabales; Fabaceae
Product: pentatricopeptide repeat-containing protein At4g17616
Exons: 2
Coding region: 164-2206 (680 amino acids)
Molecular function (GO): protein binding
Source: RefSeq, a predicted model, not a curated record
GUAUCCCAAUCUUCUAUUGUUUUUCUUCGGAAAUUCCCAAAAUCUAAAAUUCAUCGACAAUGGGGUUCGAAAUUGUGCUCCUUGAACAUCGAGUUGAAGACUUUCAGUCUUUGGGUUGCAUGUGUAUGCAUAAAUAAAGCUCAAAUAGCAUAGGCAUGGUGGCAUGUUGCUUCCUUUUACCAAAUACAUUCUAUCACGUAACCACUUCGUCAGAAAGGCUUCUCCUUUACAUAGGAUAUUUUGUGGGUAUGUCAAUCCAUUCGUGCAAAAUUUUUCCACUUCUGGCCACUGUGAAAGAUUACCAUGGGAACGUUCCACCCAAGAAAUUCUAUUGGGGAAGCUUAAAUCUGCUUUGAGGAAUCGUCAAGUGCAUGAAGCAUGGGAAUUCUUUCAGGAUUUCAGAAGCCUUUAUGGCUACCCUGAUGUUCACCUUGUGAACCAGCUCAUUGUUCAAUUGUCCUAUUCUUCCAACCAUGUUUGGAUGCGAAAAACAUGUGAUUUGGCAUUGCAGAUUGUUAAAGAGAAGUCAGGUUUACUUCAUGUUGAUACCUUAUCCAAACUUGCACUUUCUCUAGCUAGGUUGCAAAUGCCAUCCCCUGCCUCAGUGUUACUCAGAUUGAUGCUUAAUAAAGGGUGUGUACCCCCUAUGCAUUUAUUGUCCUUGGUUGUUUUUCAUAUUGUGAAGACUGAAAUUGGAACACAUCUUGCAUCCAAUUAUCUGUCUCAAGUUUGUGAUUUUUAUAAUUGCUUGAAUGAUAAAAAAGCUCACCAUGCUGUUGCUGUCAAGCCUGACACCUUGAUCUUUAACCUUGUUCUUGAUGCUUGUGUGAGGUUCAAUUUGUCUUUGAAAGGCCUAUGCCUCAUUGAAUUAAUGCUGCUGAAUGGUGUGGUGGCUGAUGCACACUCAAUUGUAUUAAUUUCGCAGAUUCUAGAGAUAAAUGGUUUGAGAGAUGAAAUGAAUGAAUUGAAAGAUCAUAUUGAUGUAGUUCCCGCUGCUUAUGUUCGUGACUAUCGUCAGUUCUAUGAUAGUUUGUUGAGCUUGCACUUCAAAUUUGAUGACAUUGAUGCUGCUGCUAAGCUUGUUCUGGAUAUGAAUAGCUUACAUCAUUGUCAUAUUGAUAAAGAAUAUAGGAAACACUUGCAAAAGCCUUGCUUUAUUGCCAUUGGAUCUCCUAACCUUAAGACUGCAUUGAAGAUACAUAUUGAGCCUGAGCUACUGCAGAGGGAUUCUGUCCUUAAAAUGGAAAGUAGACAAGGUCUUAUUCUUUAUAGGGGUGGGAAACUUGUUCUUAGUAACAGAGGUCUGGCAAAGUUCAUCAGUGGUUACAAGAAAGAUGGGAGGAUUAGUGAACUUUCAAAACUUUUAAUUAGCAUUCAAGAGGAACAAUAUUCAGUGGUAGGAUCCAGUUUGUGUUCUGAUGUGAUCGGUGCGUGUAUUCAGUUGGGAUGGCUUGAGUCUGCCCAUGACAUUUUGGAUGAUGUAGAGGCUACUGGGUCUCCAAUGGGUUGGGAUACAUAUAUGUUACUCUUGUCAGCAUAUCAGAAGGGAGGAAUGAAAAGAGAAGCAAAGGCACUGCUAAAACAAAUGAAAAAGGUUGGUUUGGACAAAGAUUUGUCUGAUGAUGCUAUUGACAAACAAAUCCUCUACGUGGAAACAUCAAAUUCACUUGGUAAAUCAGAUUUGGCUGUUACCUUGGCCCAAAUAUUGAAAGAUGAAGAUGAGAUAGUUUUUCCAUUGGUGUAUAAUUUCAAUACUUCCAUCUUCUUUUUCUGCAAGGCGAGAAUGAUGGAGGAUGCACUGAAGGCAUAUAGAAGAAUGAGAGAGAUGAAAAUUCAACCCACAAGUCAAACUUUUGCUUAUUUGAUGUGUGGAUAUUCAUCUCUUGGUAUGUAUCGUGAGAUCACAUUCCUGUGGGGAGACAUUAAGAGAUUCAUAAAGAGUGGCAAUUUGGUGGGAGAUAGAGAUCUAUAUGAGUUGCUUUUGCUAAACUUUCUUCGAGGUGGUUACUUUGAGAGAGUGAUGGAGGUCAUUGGCCAUAUGAGAGACCAUAACAUGUAUUCUGACAAGUGGAUGUACAAAAGUGAGUUCCUUAGACUUCAUAAGAAUCUCUAUAGGAGUUUAAAAGCUUCAAAUACAAGAACAGAAGCACAAAGCAGAAGGCUUGAGCAUGUUCAGGAAUUUAGGAAAUGGGUGGGCAUUGAUUGAAGAUCUCUGAUAGAAAUGGAGAAGGAGAAGGUGAUGAUGAGUGAGGAAGCAAUAGAGAGAAUAUCAGAGAGGCUUUCAUGUUUAGAGAAGGAGAACCUUUACUUCCCACGCGCUCUCGAAUCCACUUCCGUCCUUCCU